AUCAGUACCAGUGACUUUAGAUUUCAGUACUUGGAAUUGUUUAUUUUUAUUCUGCUGUGGUAUGCAAAAUUUGAGCUUUUUCCAUCACGUCGUCACGUCAUUCCGUAGUUCACGAUAGAUCGGCCCCACGAUCGUGCUUUAGUGCUUCCUUAGUGCUUAUUGGGCUUAUAUUAAGGCUUAUAUAGUGGCAAAUUUUAUGAUAAUACCGCACAGUGCUCAUAAGUCAGUAUGGGAACAACAUCGAGUUUGUUAACAUCGUCAGAGUUGGUGGGGUUUGAAGAACUUCCUGCAGAAUCGACAGUCCAAGAUGAUGACAUACUUAAAAGAUCCAUCAACAGGAAGCGUACCAAUUUUAAAUGGCUACUAUUUUUGGCGAUAUUUAUAGCAAUUUGGUUGCCAUUUAUGGGACACAGUAUGUACUAUUCACAUUUAGGCAUUUUAUUUAAUGGUGAUAAUACUGGAGGAAAUAUGAUAGCAAGAAGCAGAAGCGAACGUAAUGUUUGGACCUCAUAUAACAAUGAACAGUACUACACUAACUUAAUACCUAUUGAUCAACUUAGUUCAGUAAACGCCCAGUCAGGGACAACAUCUGAAGGAGUAACUACUUCCUCUAGGUCUUCAGCUUUAUGGGCACUGUUCAUCUGUAGUUUAAUUUCAAUUUUAGUGACUGCAGUGAUGUUUAUGUUAUUUCGUCAUGCCACCGGAUGUCUGAUAUGGAGCAUGAUUGUGAGCAUUAUGAUCGCCUUGUAUAUUAUCCUCAUUAUUUUUUGGAUAUACUACUUUCAAGCGAAUGAAGAUAUGAAAAAUAUACUUUUUUAUGGAGGUCUAAUAUUAACAGUAUGUGUAAAAAUUCUUCUUAUAGUAAUCAUAUAUUUAAGACAUAAGAUUAAAUUUACCAUCAAAAUAAUUCAAGAAGCUUCGAUAAUUAUCUUUGAUAUGCCUCUUCUAAUUUCUAUUCCAGUAAUUAAUUUUCUUACAACAGCAGCACUUACAGUAAUCUUUGGAGUGAUACUUUCAUGUAUGGUUACAUCGGGGAAUUGGAUAUCUCAGUCGAGCGAUCAUGUCAUAACUAGUGUUUUGUCAUUCACUAUUAUUUAUACUUUUAGUGUAUAUUCCUGGCUAUACCGUAUUAUCGGUGCCAUAGAAUAUAUGAUUGUUGCCGGAGCAGUUGCAAACAGAUACUUUACCAGGGCGAGGUCUUAUAGGAAACACCAUAUACUGACAGCUGUAAGAAAUGUCUUUAAAUUUCAUUUGGGCACUUGUGUUUUUGGAUCUUUUGUUAUUUGGAUGGUUGCAAUUGCAAAAUUUAUAAUAUUAAGGGCCCUCAAAAGAGUGGUGUUCAGAUGCCUGAUAAGGCACACCGUUGAAGCUGUAGAAAGGAUAGUGUCAUUUUUAACCAGGAACGCUUAUAUUAUAUGCGCAAUCCAUGGUGAUCCGUUUAUUUCAUCCGGGAAAAAGGCUGCCACAUUAUUAAAGGAACAUCUGGGAAAUGUCAUUGCUUUAAAUGUUAUUUCCAAAUUAGUUUUGUGGAUAACAAGACUUCUAAUACCUGUAGUUAGUGGCCUGAUAUCACUUGGGAUCAGUGAAGUUUUACCAGUUGAAAUACUUAUGACCCGACCUAAUUUUAUAAUGAUUAUUACUGGAUUUGCAGCGGUUAUUAGUGUCUUUGCAUUCAGUGUGUUUGAUUGUACCAUUGAUACUGUUUUUGUUUGCUAUUGUGAAGACAUGCGGUCGAAUGAUGGAGAUUCGAAACCAUAUUACAUGACCAGCAAUCUUAUGCUAGUUAUUGAAGAUUCCCGGAAAGUUUAUGAGAAGCAGAUUGAUAAUACCACAGAUAAUAAAAAUAUAAUAUAAAAACUC
Sitophilus oryzae (rice weevil) is the source of this 1860-nucleotide messenger RNA. Its product is annotated as choline transporter-like protein 1. Gene Ontology annotation, molecular function: transmembrane transporter activity. Gene Ontology annotation, cellular component: membrane. Gene Ontology annotation, biological process: transmembrane transport. The transcript is spliced from 12 exons. NCBI's taxonomy places the organism in Eukaryota, Metazoa, Arthropoda, Insecta, Coleoptera, Curculionidae. The coding region runs from base 229 to 1854 and encodes 541 amino acids. The record is from RefSeq and is a predicted model, not a curated record.